Paramisgurnus dabryanus is the source of this 4828-nucleotide messenger RNA. RefSeq names its product RNA binding fox-1 homolog 1, like (gene rbfox1l). Gene Ontology annotation, molecular function: mRNA binding. The record is from RefSeq and is a predicted model, not a curated record. Gene Ontology annotation, biological process: regulation of alternative mRNA splicing, via spliceosome; nervous system development. Gene Ontology annotation, cellular component: nucleus; cytoplasm. Lineage: Eukaryota; Metazoa; Chordata; Actinopteri; Cypriniformes; Cobitidae.
AGUACUGAUCUCUUCUGCAGUACACACAUCAUUUUUGUAGAGGGUCUUAUUUUUGUCUUUUUUUUUAAUUCCAGUCAUUUUGUUUAAUAUCUGGAAAGUGUGACACCAGCUGCCAAGGCAUCCCACUCUUCUUUUCAUACUCCUGGAUCUUUUUCUUCUUUCUUUCUCUGGGACCCCAAACUUUCUCAAUCUGGUACUUUCUUGAUUGAGAGCGCUAUCCUUCCCCUCUCUCUCCUGUCCCUUCUGUUUCUUUUUCUGGCUAUGCACCAUGCUGUCCUCCCCUACAGUGAUCCUUCAGCCCUACGGACUCCCUGUUUACCCCCAGACAGCUUCCUGCUACCCCAGCCUAGUACAGGGAGCCGCCGCCCAAGAGGCGGGGCCAGGCAGUGGUGACCCUUCACUUCCUCAGGUCUAUGCCCCACCCCCUUCAUAUGCCACACCUGGUCAAGCCCCACCCACAUCUGCUGCCAGGCUUCCACCCCUCGAUUUCAGCUCCGCUCAUCCCAGCUCAGAAUAUCCCGAUCAUCAUCAUUUGAGGGUCUAUCAGGGCCCUCAGCAGGAGUUACAGGAGUCUGUAACUGCCAAUAAUACGGACAAUUCUUUGGCUCCCGUAACAUCUGACCCGCAGUCUCUCAGUGUUUCCGUGGCAACUGGGAGUGGAACGAGUGGAAGUGAGGCAGACGGCAGUGGCAAGGCCCAGCCUAAAAGACUUCAUGUGUCCAACAUUCCUUUUAGGUUUCGUGAUCCAGACCUGAGGCAAAUGUUUGGGCAAUUUGGCAAAAUUCUAGAUGUGGAGAUCAUUUUUAAUGAGAGAGGAUCAAAGGGUUUUGGAUUCGUGACAUUUGAGAGUGCAGUGGAAGCAGACCGAGCGAGAGAGAAGCUGAACGGAACGAUCGUCGAGGGAAGAAAGAUUGAGGUGAACAAUGCCACAGCCAGGGUUGUCACAAAGAAACCGCAGACACCUUUAGUAAAUGCUGCUGGGUGGAAGAUAAAUCCAGUAAUGGGUGCCAUGUAUGCUCCUGAACUUUAUACAGUCGCCAGCUUCCCUUAUCCUAUGCCCACGCCAACCUUGGCCUACAGAGGCUCCACACUCCGUGGCCGUGGGCGAGCAGUCUACAAUACCAUCCGGUCGGCUGCAGCAGCGACAGCCACACCCACCGCGGUACCAGCCUAUCCAGGUGUUGUAUAUCAGGAUGGAUUGUAUGGUGCAGAGGUCUAUGGAGGAUAUUCAACCACAUAUAGGGUAGCGCAGUCUGCCUCAGCCGCUACGGCAGCCACAUACAGUGAUGGAUAUGGAAGAGUCUACACCACAACAACAGACCCCUACCAUCACUCAGUUGGACCUACCACCACUUAUGGAGUUGGAACAAUGGCAAGUUUGUAUCGCGGAGGUUACAACCGUUUCACCCCAUACUAAACUAAGACUCGACUCACUGACUUGCACGCCACUUCCACCAAGAUGUUCUGGAAAAUGAUGAGACCUCCUUCUUCCUGUUCCAAUCCCAAACUGUUUGUGGUUGUAAAUACUAUGGCUCACAUCUUAUUUAUUGGAUGAAUCCAUUCUGAAAAUAUGCAGAAGUGUAUUUGUGGACUUUUAUUUAAGUCUAAUACUUAAACCAACCCCCUUACAAAAUGGAAAACAAGAAUAGACAACUUUCUUGUGUAACAGACUGCACACUGUAAAGCUGCUGUAUAUCUACAUAUCAUAAUAUUGCAGUCAUGGAGGUAUGAUUUGCCUAUAGAGCCACAAAGAUAAGUGAUAGACCUCACAAAGAUUUUAGAUAUUAGUACAAAAGCUGGGAAUGUUUUAAAUGUUGCACUGUUAAAUGAUGAUAUGAAAUAUCCAAAGACAGCCACACAGGUGGAACAUUCACCAAAGUGACAGAUGCGUAAGAUCAGAUCCAGUUUGUAUAGUUGAUGUGUGUGUGUUGGUGUGUAUUUGAGUGCGUGUAAUUUAAAUAGCAAUACUGUGAGAUACAGCAAUGGCACUGACCUGUGUGAUAUAUGUGUUCUCUCUCUCUCAAUAUCAUCUACCUCUAAGCAAGUAUCUCUUUAUCUCUCCUAAACCUCUGUUAACUUCUGUUUUUCCUGCUGAGACAUUUCUAUAUGUUUAUUAAUAUGGCUGCUUUGCUCACACUGUUUCUUACAAGCAAAUCUGUGGUGCUUUCCUUUCUGAAUGUGUCUUUUUCAUUUCCUUGACGUAUUUGUGGUCUGUUCAUCUUGCUAUUCUUUUUCCUACUGUGUUUUGAAUGGUGUUCUUAAUAAAUAAAGCUUACCCUUUACUCUUUUAGCUAUCUGUUACUUAGCUUCUUGUCAUCUGGUGUGCUUUACUUUCUUUUUCCUCUGCUUUCACGGUAGUUCCUGUCUUAUAGAUGUUGCAAUUGAUGCUAGUGUUCUCUGGAAAUCUUUGCUAUCUCUUUCAGGGGACUAAUGCAUGAAUGUAUUCUAGUUUGUAAUAAUAAGAUCACAAGAAUUACAAACUGAAUUUUUACUGAAUCCAAAUUGAAUCAAUGGUAAAAUGUUAGGAAUCAGCUAUUAUGAACCUUUGAAUAUUAUAAUACUAAAUACUGGGCGCAUACUCUCUUUAUUUUACAGUAGUCUAUGCAAUGUCUAUUAGUGACCUGCCUCCUUAUUGCCCUCUUUUCUUUCUUUCUUUCUUUCUUUCUUCUACAUUAUUUUUUAUUCCUUCCUGUCUUCUUUUUUCUUUCUUCUAAUUUUUUUUCUUUCUUUCUUUCUUUAUCCUACAUUCUUUUUUCUUUCUUCUACAUAAUUUUUUAUUCCUUCCUGUCUUCUUUUUUCUUUCUUCUAAUUUUUUUUCUUUCUUUCUUUCUUUAUCCUACAUUCUUUUUUCUUCCUUCCUUCCUUCCUUCCUUCCUGUCUUCUUUCUUUCUUUCUUUCUUUCCUUCUUUCCAUAAAAAAGAAACAAACUAAAAAGUUUUUUGAAAACCUAUUGAAGAUUACUAUACACUGUAAAACCUAAAAGUUAACUCAACUCAAACCAUUGAAGUAAACCGGUUGCAUUAGUUUUAAACACAUACAUUUGAGUACUGUGAACUUAAACAAAUUGAGUCAUAUGCAGUUAUGCACUUAUAUUUAAGUUCACACUACUUAAAUAUAAGUGCAUAAGGCACAUGACUCAAGUUCACAGUAUUUAAAUGUAUGUGUUUUAAAACUUAAAUGGUCUAAUGCAACCGGUUUACUUAAAUGGUUUGCGUUAAGUUAAGUGUUAACUGUUAGGACAGAUAUUGUCUUUAUAUUACAGCGGUCUAUGCAAUGUCUAGUGACCUGCCUCCUUAUUGCUCCUUUUUCUUUCUUUCUUGGUUUUCCUCUUUCUUUCUUUCUUACACACUUCCUUCCUUUUUCUUUUUCCCUCCUUUUUUACUUUCUUCUUUCCAUCCGAGCUACCUAAUUUUCCCAAUUGGUGGAUGUCCUCAGGGCAACAUUUUGACCCAGGGACAACAUUUCAAUCAACCAAUCAGAUUUCAGAAAUAAGUGUACAGUUUGUUUAAAGUUUAAGCUUACAACCAGGAUUAGCUGUUUCUAGACCAGUGUUUUUAACUUUUUAUGUCCCUUUGAUUUUAGGAUUUGGUUAAGUGUUGUCCUUGGGUCAACUCAAUAUGUUGCCCUGAGGACAUCUCUUACUUGGCAAAAUCAGUUCGAGCCUAUACCUAGCUACCUUCCACCCAUCCGCUCCUUUAUUUUUUUCCUACAUUCUUUUUUCCUAUUUCCUUCAUUCCUUCCAUUCAUACUGCCUUCUGUUUGUCUUUUUUCCUACAUCCUUUCUUCUUUAUUUUUCCUAUUUCCUCUCUUCCAUUCAUACUGCUUUCUGUUUGUCUUUCUUUCCUACAUCCUUUCUUCUUUAUUUUUCCUAUUUCCUCUCUUCCAUUCAUACUGCUUUCUGUUUGUCUUUCUUUCCUUCAUCCUUUCUUCUUUAUUUUUCCUAUUUCCUCCCUUCCAUUCAUACUUCUUUCUGUUUGUCUUUCUUUCCUACAUACUUUCUUCUUUAUUUUUCCUAUUUCCUCCCUUCCAUUCAUACUGCCUUCUGUUUGUUUUUCUUUCCUACGUCUUUCUUUCUUUCUUUUUCCUUCCUUUUAUCUAUCCUGUGAUUUAUUUCUUUUUCUCCCUUCUUCUUUCAUGUCCUGCAGUGUUCCCUUGCUACUUCCUUUUUGUAUUUCUUUUCCCUUUUGCUUUUAAGUUUCCAGGUUUCUUUCUCUUUCUCCUUUUCUAUUUAUACAGUACUUUUAAUGGCAUCCCUCUGUCUCUGUGUUUCCUCCGCCUACUUAACAGCUAUUAUUAUUGUUAGUAAGGCUUGGUCAUCUUUUAGUCAUGGAUAUUAAUAAUUAUUGUUAAUAAAUAUAUAUGAUUUUUCCUUUCACCAUCUUUUCUGGGCCACCAUCUAUAUUUCCUCCUGCUUUCCUCACGCUAUUUUCUUAUCUUCUUUACUAUUUCAAUUUUCUAUUUAAGUGUGCUUAUAUUACUCUUUUUCUCUGAUUUUCUUCCUGCAUUUAAUCUGUUCUCUCUGCUUUAAGCGUCUAUUGUUUAUAUUUAUUCUCUAAUUUAGUUCAGUCGAUCUGUUUGUUCCUUUCAUUUCUCUCUUUUACUCAUAAAGAUUCUUCCAGACUGCUGUAACCACAGGACCUCAUGGUGUCAUUGCUGUAUCACCUAUUCAUUGUUUUCUUUAUUUGAUUCACUACAGUGUAAGAUAGGCUAUGUUUUAAUUGUACAUUAAAACACGUUAAAACUGUUUAAAGUUUGUGUUUGAUACUUGAACAGAACAUUUUUAACUGUGAUGUUUUUGACAAUAAAAAAAUCACAUGUCAGCAAGCAA